UGUUUCAUAUAUUGUAUAUAUAUUUUUUUUUUGUUAGACUUUUCAUUUGAUAAGUCUCAUUGCUCUUUUCGUCACAUUAAACAACACACACACGAUUUCAGAGAUAACGGCCAAGCAGGUUGUGUCUGUGUUUAUCGGAACUCUUUCCUGCCUGCCCGGCAGCCUGCUUCCACCCACCAAUUACUCUGACUCCCCAUUCAUACACGGUUGGCUCUCGUGCAAUCGAAACCGUUAAAAUAAUUAUCAGUAUUGGUUGAAAAUUCUAUACUGAUAAUAACAAACGAUUCACAUAGCCUACACAGUACAUAUGUAGGUGUGGUGUCAGUCAGUCAGUGGCAUUUAAAUCGAAGACUGAACAAGAAGUCAUUUCCGAAAACGAAAAUUAAAAUCAAAUAAACGAACAACAAAAUGUGUAAAGCUUGUUGGGAAGUCAUCAAAUGUCCUGGAAAGGUUUUAUGCUGUUGCUGUGAAUGUGCCUGCAAUAUGCUAAUGGGAUUCAUUUGUUCUGCAGUAGUUCUUCUGGUGGUAAUCGGUCUCAUUGUGUACUUCACAGUCUACUAUAACAAGGAUAGUGGUGGUUCAGAUGAUGGCCAGAAAAUGGCCGAACAACUAAUUAAGCAAGCCCCCCAGAACUUUAGAGACCUCUUCAAGCCACUUAAUUAACUAGCUGUCUAAUAAUAUCCGCCUCAUCCAUCCCUUGUACUAAAUUCCAUUUAUCUGUAAGCUGUAUAUAUAUAUACAUACACAUAUAUAUAAUAGAACUGGUCUAAGGUUAGCAUAAAUAGCAAAAUUGCAAAGUGUACACUAAGUAUUUUGAGUACGUAAACAUUUAUCUUUUGAAGAAUAUACGACAAGCCAAAACUAAUCUAA
This is a messenger RNA of Stomoxys calcitrans (stable fly), 870 nucleotides long. RefSeq names its product protein midgut expression 1 (gene mex1). The record is from RefSeq and is a predicted model, not a curated record. The coding region runs from base 409 to 663 and encodes 84 amino acids. The transcript is spliced from 2 exons. Lineage: Eukaryota; Metazoa; Arthropoda; Insecta; Diptera; Muscidae.